AGAAGAAUGAUCAUAAUAUGUCAAAAGUUUUUAAAAAACUAGGUUAUUUGUUACUAUUCCAAUUUAAAGUAUUUGUUAUAAUUUUUGAAUUGUAAAUAUGCUUCCUCUGUCACUGCUGCGAACGGCCCAAAAUCAUCCUAUGCUAGUUGAACUGAAAAAUGGUGAAACCUACAAUGGACACUUAGUCAGUUGCGACAAUUGGAUGAAUAUAAAUCUUCGAGAAGUUAUUUGCACUUCACGGGAUGGAGAUAAAUUUUGGAGGAUGCCAGAGUGCUAUAUUCGUGGAAGUACAAUAAAAUAUCUUCGAAUCCCUGAUGAAGUCAUCGACAUGGUGAAAGAAGAUACUAUCGUUAAAAACAAAGGCAGGGGAGAUAUGAGAGGUGGAAGAGGUGGAGCAAAUCAAAGAACCAGGCCAGCAGCUAGAGGUAACUUCGGAGGUCGAGGUAGUAAGCCUGGUGGUCCCGGUGGAAGAAAUCCCCCUUUUCAGAAACAAAAACCUAAACAAUAAAAGGAUAUUGUAGGUAAUGAUUCAAGGAAAUAUUUUUAAGUUUCAAUUUGUAUUGAGGAAAAAAAAUUAAAAAAGCGUACUGUAUAUGUAGGGAAACAUUUUAAUUAUAUCACAUUAAUUUUGUUUAUUUGACUUUGCAUUGUAAAACAUGGCAUUCAAUAUCUAAUAGGGUUACCUGAUAAUUUCAACUCUGGUAAAAUUAUUUGACAAAUUUGAUAUCAUUCUAUUGUUAAAUUUUUUUCACUCUGAAUCACGCGACAUUUGAGUAAUAUAAUGUUCAGUUUUAUAUUUGAA
Molecule: messenger RNA, 802 nt
Organism: Leptinotarsa decemlineata (Colorado potato beetle)
Lineage: Eukaryota; Metazoa; Arthropoda; Insecta; Coleoptera; Chrysomelidae
Product: U6 snRNA-associated Sm-like protein LSm4
Biological process (GO): mRNA splicing, via spliceosome; nuclear-transcribed mRNA catabolic process
Molecular function (GO): RNA binding
Source: RefSeq, a predicted model, not a curated record